AUGUGUGGGCGUUGCACCGGCUACGCUACAAAGUACAAUGGAGUAGCCUACAACACCAGAAGUUCGAAUGGCGAUUCAGAAAGUGAUGAGUGUAACACGAAAGACAGCGCUAGCGUCUGUUUCAAUUCAGCAACGGCAACUCCGGCUUGUGCUGGCUGUCAGUGUUGUCCCUCAGACACAGAAUGCAUCAUCACCGAUGGAAUUGCUCAAUGUCUCGAUCCCUGUGUCAGCUACAGUAUACUGAAUGAUACAUGGCGUUCAAUAAAUAAUACAGACACUUCUAUCACACAUUGUGACCAGUACAUUGCCUGGAAUGGCUGGUAUCGCUUUUAUUUGGGGCAAAGCAACGCUCAGAUUCCAGAGCGAUGUGUAAAAGAACACCGGUGUGGAACCCAUGCUCCUUUGUGGCUAAACGGGACUCAUCCAGUGCAGUUUAAUGAAAUCGUAACUCGCACUGUGUGUAACGCAUGGUCUAGUUCCUGCUGUGUAUUUCCCACGCACACUAUCCAGAUCAAACGAUGCUAUGGAUAUUAUGUCUAUAAACUUGAAAAGCCAUCUGCAUGCCAUCUGGCAUAUUGUGCAGAUGAAGUUACAGUUACAGGUGGAGUGACAACUCCAAAUGCAAAUGAAGCGAUAACCCCGGUUACAGACCCCUGUGAACAACUGCACUGUGCUGAGUAUGAGCGCUGUGGGAAGAAAGAUGGUGUAUAUGGCUGUUUCUGUGAUGAAGACCAUCAUAGACCAAACACUAAGAGCUAUGACUCAAACAUCACAUGCAGCAGCAGUUCAGGCAUCAUGUCGAUCUCUCGCUGCCAGCUGUUUGAAGCAGGCUUUCACUCCAGUGCUCUCCACCUCCGAGAUGAAUCUUGCACCGGGACGAUCCAGGAUGGACGACUCGUGUUCCACUUUGACAACGAUGACCAUCUGUGUGGGACAACUCUGAGGAGCAAUGGAAGUCACUUUAUGUAUGAGAACAGCAUUCAGGGUGAUGUGGACACUCAUGGAGGUGUGAUCAGUCGUCAGAGAAACCUUAAUCUGCGUUUCUGCUGUGUUUACCCUCUGGAACAAGCCCUGUCAAUGUCUGUGGGCAUCAGUUCUUUGGAGAGCAUUGUGGACAAGAAACUUCCUUUUGGCACCGGAUCAUAUCGUAUGAGAAUGACCCCCUAUGAAGAUGAGGCCUUCCUCACGCCCUUCAGCACUAAUGAAAACAUAGGCCUUGAAAUUAAUAACAUGCUUUAUGUGGAAGUGAGAACAGAGGGAGUGGAUCAGCGGCAGUUGUCCACAGUUCUGGAAUCUUGUUGGGCCACGCCAGUCAAUGAUGCAGACUACCCCGUCCGCUGGGAUCUCAUCGAUUCACAGUGCCCCAAUCCAGCAGAUGGAACCGUAGAGGUGAUUAAGAACGGUGUCUCCACUGCAGCACGUUUCUCCUUCAGGAUGUUCACUUUUACCAACUACACAGAGAUCUACCUGCACUGCAAUGUUCACUUGUGUCUUUUGACAAACAACUGCACAGCUGAUUGCUCUCCUGGACACCAAAACCGCCGCCGGAGAGACGUAUCUUACCAUGACUCAGGAAGUCUGUCCCUUGGACCACUAGCCUUUGGGGCUAAACAGACCACUGGUGCACUGAUCUACAGAAAUGGUGCUUCAGACCAUCUGACAUCAAUUGUUACCUUGAUUGUCAGUUUGCUGAUGACCAGAAUUUGGGCAAAUUGAGAUCAAAGAAGAUUCAUGAUUAAAAAUCUAACAAAAUUUAGUUACUUGUGAUUUAUGUUGCUUAGAUGUGAGAUUUAGGUGAAAACAAAAACAAUUGUGCUUCACAUCUGCAGCACUGCUGGGCUUCAGAUGAUUUGUGGGAUUUAUAUAACAAUUAGUAUUUGUUCCAUCAUAACUCUUUUAUUAUAAUUAGUUGUUGGUAAUAUUAGCGGAAGGGAAAUAUGAACUGUUAUGUGGGUGUUAAGGUUACAUAUAGAGCUAAUUAAUGUUCACAGGAAUUAUCAAACUGGAUGAAUUUGAUUAUUUUCUUUUCCUUUAGUAUAAACUGUGUUUAAGGAUGUUUUGCUUGUGGGAGAUGUAUGUGAUCAAUUAUAAAAGGGAAUAAAAUAAAAAUUUGAAUUCA
This is a messenger RNA of Fundulus heteroclitus (mummichog), 2119 nucleotides long. RefSeq names its product pancreatic secretory granule membrane major glycoprotein GP2. Bases 1 to 1716 code for a protein of 571 amino acids. NCBI's taxonomy places the organism in Eukaryota, Metazoa, Chordata, Actinopteri, Cyprinodontiformes, Fundulidae. The record is from RefSeq and is a predicted model, not a curated record. The transcript has 12 exons. Gene Ontology annotation, biological process: neutrophil migration. Gene Ontology annotation, cellular component: cell surface; apical plasma membrane.